AUGUCGGGGGCCAAGCGGCGGGAGGGGGUCAUUGCGAAGUGGCACGCGGACGCCCCACCCUUAGUCAAGAAGCUGCACCAGUGCCCGACCUAUAAGACAGCGAGCACAGAGGUGCUCCUGUCGCGGGUCGCGUGGAUCGUCCCCACCUUGCGACGGGCCCUGGCCUGGCACAUGCACGAGAAGCCGUUUCGAAGGGUGCGCCACCGGGCCUACGUCAGCAGGGAGCGGGCCAUCACCCAGCUGGCGGAGCAGUUACGCGCCCCCCGGGGCAUGACCACGGUCGUGGGCGUGGGCAACUGGUCGGCCCAGGACCGGGGGGGCAUCAUGCGGGGGACUCCGCCUGGGCCCUGGAUACGCUUCUUGCGGCGCCUGCGGCGGGUGUGCAGGGUGGUGGUGGUGGACGAACACAGGUCAUCAAAGCUGUGUUGCGCCUGUCAUGCCACCCUGCAUGCCCACCAGUACGUGCGGGUGCGCAACGACGAGGAGAAGCUGGUGGACGUGUGGGACACCAAGCGGUGCCCGACCUAUAAGACAGCGAGCACAGAGGUGCUCCUGUCGCGGGUCGCGAAGAUCGUCCCAGACCUGCGAGAGGGCCUGGCCUGGCACCGGGACAAGAAGCCAUUCCGGAAGCUCCGGCACCAGGCCUACGUCGGCAGGGAGCGGGCCAUCAACCGGCUGGCAGAGCAGUUACGCGCCCCCCGGGGCAUGACCACGGUCGUGGGCGUGGGCAACUGGUCGGCCCAGGACCGGGGGGGCAUCAUGCGGGGGACUCCGCCUGGGCCCUGGAUACGCUUCUUGCGGCGCCUGCGGCGGGUGUGCAGGGUGGUGGUGGUGGACGAACACAGGUCAUCAAAGCUGUGUUGCGCCUGUCAUGCCACCCUGCAUGCCCACCAGUACGUGCGGGUGCGCAACGACGAGGAGAAGCUGGUGGACGUGUGGGACACCAAGCGGUGCACGGAACAGAGGCUGCAGAGUCAACGUCAGGACAAGUCCAUCGUAUACAGGCUCUUCACUGCCCCUUCCUGCGCCAUCGAUUCCACUUGCGCACCAGAAUUUGACUUCCUGCAGCAUGCUGUGGUGCAGAUCACCAAUCCCAUGACAUCCAAUUUCUGCACUGGAACUCUGCUCAAGGGCCCGGGAGACAAGAUCUACGUCCUGUCUGCCUACCACUGUCUGGCAUUCAUGGGGAAGAGGUUCAUGUAUCCAUGGAGCACAUUCUCGAUCAUCUUCGACUACAAACUCCCCUGCAAUGCUUCAUAUGUGGAGGACGUGCCCAGGACCUUUGAUCGCUAUUUGACGGGUUUGGCAGUUGUUUUCCAAGAUGUGUACUCCGAUGUGGGUGUCUUUGAGCUUCUCCAGGACAUUCCCCCCGAGUGGGGCGUCGUCCUUGCUGGCUGGGAGGCUGCCAAUCUGGGCAGCAACUUCACCUAUACCUGCAUCUCUCAGCCGGCGGGCGAUGUCCAGAAGAUCGCCUAUGGAAAGGUGUAUAACCAAAUCCCCAGCGUCAUCCUGGAUGCCGUCAAUGAGGAGGUUGAUGUGUACAACGUGAGUUGCUCGACCCAUGCCUGCAAUUUCUAUGCCACCCACGUCCAACACGGCAGCAUGACCCACGGCAGCAGCGGGGCCGGCAUGUUUGCCGACGAGCUGGGCAAGAUCAUGGGGGUCCUGUCCACCGGGCGCGGCAGCGUCUGCCCCGGCACGGUGAACAAGGAUGACCCGCGCCCAUCCAGGGUCGUCUUUGGGAGUCUCGGAGGGGCCUGGGAGCAUGGGCUCCACCGCAUCUUCAAUCGCUCCGUCGAGGACGAGGGCGGGGCUGAGUUUGAGGAGUACACCCGGGCCCUGCCCACCAUCACUGUGGGCAACAUCGUGCCCGAAGUAAACCCCCGCAAAGGCUCCACAUCCUUCUCCAUUGCGCUGCAGCAGGAGCCAGACAAGGACACCACCAUCAGCCUCACCCCCACCCAGACUGACCUGGUGAGCGUCACGCCGCAGACGCUCACCUUCACGCGCAGCAACUGGCGCACGCCGCAGUUCGUCAGCGUCACCGCAGGCAGGGCCCACCCCGAGGCCACCCUCCAGUUUGAUGUUGCGCUGACCUGGCCCGUCGUGAGCGAGGCCGGUGGGUGGAGUUCGCGCACCAAGACCAUCUCGGGCGUGGUGUGGGCUGAACGCAAGGGCAACAGCUUCUUCAACCCGCAGGAGGUCCGCGUCCCCUUCCGCCACGUCAUGGACCUGGAGAGGUAUAACCCCCAGAUCCCGCUGAUCACGGAACAUAAUGGGCCCUUCAUACCCGCCAAGUACUUUGUCUACACUGCACAGAAGACAGAGGUGACCAGGAAGGGGUGGGCUUACUACUUUGUGGCCCACCCCCGGACCCAAGUCACCAUCCCCGGCCAGUCCAAGUCCCUGAAUGGGAAAGCAUCCAUGACCAUCGCCAGCAUGCCCCUCGCCGAGGCCGUCACUGAGAGUCUGAAUCCCACCAGGCUCAGGAUCCCAGCUGUGCCCUCGCACGCCGUCCUCCCGAUAACCAUCGCCCCCGUUCUUGCCUGGCUGGAUUUGGAGGAGGACCACACCUUGAACAUCACCACCUGCUCCAACAAGACCGACGUGGGCGCGGAGAUCACUGUCAUGGACGACCAGCUGGAGGUCAUCAGGACCACUGGGCUUGCCAGGGACAACGCCUGUGUCAGCAUCCCAAGUGUCGUGGUGGAAGGGGGGCGCCGCUACUUCAUCUCGAUAACCCCUGUACAGUACCAGUUUUCCCUGGGCAAGAAGACCCACCAGGUGGACAUUCACAUCCUUGACGCAUAA
Messenger RNA from Auxenochlorella protothecoides, 2811 nucleotides. RefSeq lists its product as hypothetical. The transcript has 18 exons. The record is from RefSeq and is a predicted model, not a curated record. Lineage: Eukaryota; Viridiplantae; Chlorophyta; Trebouxiophyceae; Chlorellales; Chlorellaceae. The coding region runs from base 1 to 2811 and encodes 936 amino acids.